GUAAAUAGUUUUAAUAGUUUAAGAAAUUUUUAAGUUCAAAAUUAAGUUCUUUUCUGUUGAACGUAAUUAAUUUGCUUUAUACUAAGUUAGAACUAAGCCUAUAAUUUUGCAUAAUCGAACUCUUAAAAAAAAGCAACAGAAGGAAAGAAAAAUUAUAAAAAAAAUACGAACGUUGUAGAUGAAAAGAAAUUUGUUCGUCAAUCAGUCAGUAUAUAAUAAUAAAUAAAUAAUACCUAAUAUAAUAUGGUGGAAAAAAAUAUUAACUAGAACACCACGAAAACAACAAAAAUAGAGAAAAAAGAAAGAAAAGAAAAAAAAUAUUCACGAAAUAAUUAUUAAAAUAGAGUUCAUUGUGAUAGAAAAAAAGAAAGAAUUUUUUUAAAAAAAAAUAUUUUAGCUCACACCAGCACAAUAUUUCGCAUUCACGGGAUAGGAAAACGCAAAUGAAAACUUCGCAUUUUUCCGAAAAUUACGACUUGUGUCACCCAUUAUUGGGUUGUGAGAACUCUAAUAAUAUUUCAAAUAAUAAAUCGUAUCGUCAUCAGCAACAUUCAACAACGUCCAAUUCAUCUUCGGCAACUGUAACAUAUGGAAAUAGGAAUAGCUCCGGAGAUCAAACAACAAAAUACAAAAAGAAUGCUAAUGAUUUUCAAAUAAAGCAUCAGCAAAGGCAACAAGAACAAAAUAAAAAGAGAAAACGAGAAACAGCUGAUGCGGGUUGCGAUUGUGGUUGCGUUGAUAGCCAAACUAUUAUCAGCACAACAAGUACAUUAAAUUCAACGACAAAAACGCAACAACAAACAACAAACAUGGGUGCACCAUCGAACGGUUCGAAGACAGCGCAUUCUAAAGUGGCUAAUGGCACAAAUGCUGGAACGAGUGGAAAUACCACAAAUCAAACAACAAGUAAAAGAUCGAGCAGUAGCGCUGAUGGUGACUAUCAAUUGGUACAACAUGAAGUGCUAUAUUCACAAUCAAGUCAAUAUGAGGUCUUGGAGUUUUUAGGUCGUGGAACAUUCGGUCAAGUUGUAAAAUGUUGGAAAAAAGGAACCAACGAGAUUGUCGCCAUAAAGAUUCUCAAGAAUCAUCCAUCGUAUGCGCGUCAGGGACAAAUUGAAGUUUCAAUACUCUCACGCCUCAGUCAAGAAAAUGCUGACGAAUUUAACUUUGUACGAGCAUUCGAAUGCUUUCAGCACAAGAAUCAUACAUGUCUCGUCUUUGAAAUGCUCGAGCAAAACUUGUAUGAUUUCCUGAAACAGAAUAAGUUUUCGCCAUUACCAUUGAAGUACAUCAGACCGAUUUUGCAACAGGUUUUAACAGCAUUGUUAAAGCUAAAGCAAUUGGGUUUGAUUCAUGCGGACUUAAAGCCUGAAAAUAUAAUGCUUGUUGAUCCCGUUCGCCAACCAUACAGGGUAAAAGUGAUUGAUUUUGGAAGUGCAUCGCAUGUUAGUAAGACAGUAUGUAAUACAUACUUACAAUCGCGUUAUUAUCGUGCGCCGGAAAUUAUUCUCGGCUUACCUUUCUGUGAAGCAAUCGAUAUGUGGUCAUUAGGAUGUGUCGUUGCAGAAUUAUUUUUGGGCUGGCCCCUCUAUCCUGGUUCAUCUGAGUAUGAUCAAAUCAGAUACAUAUCACAAACACAAGGUCUACCUACUGAACAUAUGCUGAAUAGCGCAAGUAAAACGGAGAAAUUUUUCUAUCGCGAUGAGGACUCGACAUAUCCAUUUUGGCGUCUAAUAUCGCCCGAAGAGAAUGAGCUUAUGACAAAUGUUAAGAGUAAGGAGGCACGAAAGUACAUCUUCAAUUGUCUUGACGAUAUUGGACAAGUAAAUGUUCAGACUGACAUUGAAGCCAGUCAAUUACUAGCAGAAAAGGUGGAUCGUCGUGAAUUUAUUGAUUUGCUUAAGCGAAUGUUGACAAUAGAUCAAGAGCGUCGCAUACAGCCGGCACAAGCAUUAAGACAUCCAUUUACAACGUUAUCACAUUUAGUGGAUUAUGCACAUUGUAAUAAUGUUAAAGCAAGUGUUCAAAUGAUGGAAGUAUGUAGACGUGAUACAGUCAUGCAUAGUGUACCGCAAUCGACUACGACACUUGUUACAAAUUUUGGACCAAAUACAACAGAAAAUAUGACAUUUACUAUUAAUAAUCAAUUGACAAAUCAAGUACAGAGAUUGGUGCGAGACAGGAAUCCUGCAUCGUACGAGAAUGUUUAUCAGUUUGCCUACGGUACGCCUCGUAAUGUUGUACGUCAAUAUACAAAUACGAGAGCAGCGGAUGUACUACCGCCUCAAUUAAGCUUUAUUUGUCCAUAUAAUCCCAUGCCAAGUCCAACGAAGCAUGUUGUCGUUGGUAAUGCUGGUAUGCAGCCAUCCAUUCAAGUUCCACCACAGCAAUACGUAAAUGUUCCUGUUCCUGUCUCCAUGACAAUGGAACCGAAUGGUCAACGAAUGCUCCUCACAAAUGCUGUUCAGUCGAGUGUAGCUUGGCCACAAGGAAGCACACGACAAGUAGCAAUUGUACCAUCUUGGGGACAGCAUGGAACAGCACCACACUCACUUAUCGUUGACUCAACACAAUUCUAUAAUGUUGAAGAGAUUUAUGGCAAACAGCCGUUAAGCAUUCACAAGUAUGAGAAGAAGGAGUCGCCGGUACAUCAUUUGAAUGUUCCACGACACGAUAAGAAGGAGACGAAUCAAUUGUCGCCAGUAAAGAAGCGUGUUAAGGAGAAUACACCACCAAAUUAUCACCAUCAUCACCAAAAUGUACAGCAGAAUCAGACACGAUACAACAAUCACAGAUCUUCAUCAUAUCACCAUCAUGUAUCGCCACAGCAGACAGUAACAUCAACGAAUCAAUAUCAUAACAGUAAUAAUCAAUUAUUCUAUGCUAAUCAGAAUCAGCAGCAACCAACAGGUGGACAUUAUGAGUCAAAUCAAGCAUAUCCAUCUGCCGUUGUAAUAAAUAAUAAUGGAAAGCAGCGUAAUCAAACAACGCACCAUCAAAUUGUUAAUUCGACCAUAACAAUUAAUGAUACGCCAUCGCCAACAUCAGUUAUUUUAAUUUCUGAUAGUGAAGAUGAAGACGAGAAUCAUAAGCAAAAAACACAGCAACAGCAAACAAACACAACGGCAACUAAGACUUCUCGUGAUUCAUCCACACAAGCGUCGCAGACGCAGUGUAAUAAUAAAAAUGAGAUCCAAAAUUCGUCUGUUAUCAAUAACAGCAAUAAUGGAAGCAGCACUAAUCUUAACAAUGCAAAUCAACGUCAACAUCGUAAGAAUGUCAUUUCUUGUGUUACAGUCGGUGAUAGCGAUGGAGAAGAUACGAGUCCGAAAACACAACAGCCACAACAGCAACAACAUCAAAAUGUAAAAUAUGAACAGCAUGCAACGCAAAAGAAACGCUUGUUGGCAAUGACACAGAACGAUCCAAACAUAACAAACUCGUCGAACUCAUCGACAAAUCAAUUGAAGCAAGAGCCUGCUGAAUUUUCAACAUCGUCAUCGCUUCAUUACGAAUAUCCGCCUUAUGAUCAUCAAAAACGAUCCUCAUGGGUGGGACCAACAACGACAACAUUGGUACAGCCACCGAACGCUCAUCAAAGUCAUCAUAUACAUAGUAAACGUGAGUCAGCUGGUUGCGGAUCAAAUUCAAAUUCAGGCUCACAGCAGCCACCAAUAGCACAUGGAAAAAGUGAACUUCCAUUGGCAUCAAGCUCUACUACCUCUUUAAAUAGUACACCAAUAUAUCACCAUCAUCAUCAUAAUCAUCAUCAUAGUAGCCAUCAUCAUCGUACGCAGCCUCAGAAUACGACACCGUUGGGAAAUUCGCCAAGUGCAGCUGCACUUUUACAGACACAACAGCCUGACAUUUAUGCUCAGGAGCUUUAUCGUCGACCAACUGUUUUUGUAUCGCAGGCAUCUGCUUAUGCGUAUAAUGCACGAGUUGUACCACCACCACCUGCACACAAUCCAUCUAAUCGGCAGGUGUUGCCAACUCAUCCAUUGCCCGCACAUAUACAAUUCCCACAAUAUGGUCAAUUUGGAGCUCCGCUCAGUCCCCAGGUGGCAGCAAAUUUGAGGCCUGGAAAUUUAUGGUAUGCUGAAUAAAUUUCCAUAGCAUUUAUUAAUUGUUCUCGUUUUUAAAAAGAAAGAAAUUGAUAAAAACUAUCUUAG
This is a messenger RNA of Chironomus riparius, 4172 nucleotides long. The record is from the annotation of a GenBank genome assembly. Lineage: Eukaryota; Metazoa; Arthropoda; Insecta; Diptera; Chironomidae.